Messenger RNA from Closterium sp. NIES-67, 5734 nucleotides. NCBI's taxonomy places the organism in Eukaryota, Viridiplantae, Streptophyta, Zygnematophyceae, Desmidiales, Closteriaceae. The record is from the annotation of a GenBank genome assembly.
AGACGCGCGAUCAAGCCUUCGACGCCUUCACGACAUGGCUACCCAUCGCCGAACGAGAAUCCGGAACCAAGCUCAAGAGCUUCCAGUCAGACGAAUUCGCAAUCGUGAACACAGUUAAAGUAGGGUUGAUGUCCACGUCUACUUUGGCCACCCUCUUUACAAGGAAUUUCGAAAAUCCGGGAGCACGCCCUAAUCUGUUCAUUUCGUUGCGAAUUAGAUGUCGCAAGGGGCAUGGAAUUCGAGAGCGCGUUCACAACAAGAGACAUCACGUAGGCCUUAGAUUCCGCCUGUAGCAGAGGUCUGUCAGCCCGACAGCGAGUGCCGCCCUUCGUCACUGCCAGCCCGCCCGGCGCCAUGCCGCGGAAGCCGGUGGCCAACUUCCUGUCGUGGGCGUCCAACGUGCUGGAGGCCGUCGACCAAUCCGCGGCGAGCUUGAGCGACUCCACCAAUCCGCAUCGCAGGAAGCACCAGCGGCAGUCGCGCGCGGCGGCGGACGGGCAGCUGUCGGACUCGCCGUGGGUGGACGGCAGCGACGGCUACGCCAGCAGCACGGGGUACGCCAGCACCGGCUAUGUCAGCGACCAGCCCCUGCCGGUGGCGCUGGGGGCCGCGCGGGGGGCGUGGGACGGCGCAGACGGCUGGGGACGGGGCAGAGGGACGGCUGGCGCAGGGGAGGACGGGGGAGGCGCGGAGGGGCGGGUGGGGAAGGGAGGGGCGCUGGGCGGAGUGGUGGAGGGGGAGGGGGAGGAGGACGGGUGGGGCGUUCAUGGUAGAGGGCCGGGAAGGGGGGAGGGCAGGGGGGGCACGGGUGCACAGUGGCUUCCCAGCUCAAGCCUCGGCGGUGGCCCGAGCCUGAGGUCCGGCCAGACGUCCGUCAGCUUCGGUGGCGUUGAGCAGCGUGGUGCAGCGGGGGUGAAUGAUGGUGGGAGCAGCGGUGGCAUGGGGGGAGUGCGCAGUGGCAGCGCGCAUGGCAUGCACGGCAGCAAGAGCAUGGGAGGCGCUGCUGCACGCAGUGAGUGCGGGGGCGAGGGGAGGGGGGAGAGGGGCAGGAGUGAGUGGCAGUCGCAUGAGUUCGAGGCGUGGGGAGGCGACUGGGAGACGCAGCGACAGGGGGGCGAGGGAAGGGGGAGCUCUGGGGAAGGGGAAAAGCAUGGGGAGGUGCAGGCGAGCAGCAGGGGGGAGGCACCGGAAACCAAGGAGGGUACAGAUGGAGAUGCGAACGAGGCGGUGGAUGAUAGGGAGAAGCGAGUUGGUGCAGCGGCAGCAGCAGCAGCCAUAGCAGCAGCAGGAGCAGCAAGGGCAGAAGAGACGGAUGAUCCUGGGAGGAGCAGCAGCAUGAGCAUGAGCAUGAGCAUGCGCAUGAGCAGUGCGAGUGGCAGCACUGGAGCCGUUGGUAGCGCCACCCUCCCGAGCUGCACCAGUGGCAGUGCUGGCAGCAGCAGCAGCAGCAGCAAUGGUGCGAGGGAGCGUGAGAGCGCACACGGCAGCAGCGAGGUGGCAUCUCAACCCAAACCACGUGACAGCGUUGGCGUGAGCAGCAGCAUGAGCAGCACGCGGGGCGUGUUGGGGUCGCAGGUGCGGCGCGUGCUGGCGUUGGCGCGCAGCCCGUCCGCCCAGCUGGACGCCAUGCGCGCGUGCAGGCGCGCCAUGGAUGCGCACUCCUGGCUCAAUGCGCCCAUGCGCGCCGAGUUUGACGACGCCAGCCGCGAGUGCAGCCAGCUGGAGGCGCGGGUGUCGGUGGCGGUGGGCGAGAUGGAGCGCCUCCAACACGCCGCGCAGCUCAUGGCGCACCGGGCCGCGCAGGAGAUGGCCAGCCUGCACGCUGAGCUGGCAGCUGCCACAUCAGCGCUGGAGCAGGAGAGGACCAAACAUGCUGCCACGCGGCGAGAGGCGGAGGAGCGCGAGGCGGCGCUGCGGGGCGAGCAGGCGGGGCAGGCGCGGGCGGUGGCGCGGAUCAGGCGGCGGAUGGAGGAGAGGGAGGCGGAGCAGGGGCGGGUGGCGAGGAGCAUUCAGGCGAGGAAUGUGAUUGAGGGCUGUUGUGAGGCGAGGAAUGUGAUUGAGGGCUGUUGUGAGGCGAGGAAUGUGAUUGAGGGCUGUUGUGAGGCGAGGAUUGUGAUUGAGGGCUGUUGUGAGGCGAGGAAUGUGAUUGAGGGCUGUUGUGAGGCGAGGAUUGUGAUUGAGGGCUGUUGUGAGGCGAGGAAUGUGAUUGAGGGCUGUUGCGAGGCGAGGAAUGUGAUUGAGGGCUGUUGUGAGGCGAGGAUUGUGAUUGAGGGCUGUUGUGAGGCGAGGAAUGUGAUUGAGGGCUGUUGCGAGGCGAGGAAUGUGAUUGAGGGCUGUUGUGAGGCGAGGAUUGUGAUUGAGGGCUGUUGUGAGGCGAGGAAUGUGAUUGAGGGCUGUUGCGAGGCGAGGAAUGUGAUUGAGGGCUGUUGUGAGGCGAGGAAUGUGAUUGAGGGCUGUUGCGAGGCGAGGAAUGUGAUUGAGGGCUGUUGUGAGGCGAGGAUUGUGAUUGAGGGCUGUUGUGAGGCGAGGAAUGUGAUUGAGGGCUGUUGUGAGGCGAGGAUUGUGAUUGAGGGCUGUUGUGAGGCGAGGAAUGUGAUUGAGGGCUGUUGCGAGGUGAGGAAUGUGAUUGAGGGCUGUUGUGAGGCGAGGAUUGUGAUUGAGGGCUGUUGUGAGGCGAGGAAUGUGAUUGAGGGCUGUUGCGAGGCGAGGAAUGUGAUUGAGGGCUGUUGUGAGGCGAGGAAUGUGAUUGAGGGCUGUUGUGAGGCGAGGAAUGUGAUUGAGGGCUGUUGUGAGGCGAGGAUUGUGAUUGAGGGCUGUUGUGAGGCGAGGAAUGUGAUUGAGGGCUGUUGCGAGGCGAGGAAUGUGAUUGAGGGCUGUUGUGAGGCGAGGAAUGUGAUUGAGGGCUGUUGUGAGGCGAGGAUUGUGAUUGAGGGCUGUUGUGAGGCGAGGAAUGUGAUUGAGGGCUGUUGCGAGGCGAGGAAUGUGAUUGAGGGCUGUUGUGAGGCGAGGAUUGUGAUUGAGGGCUGUUGUGAGGCGAGGAAUGUGAUUGAGGGCUGUUGUGAGGCGAGGAUUGUGAUUGAGGGCUGUUGUGAGGCGAGGAAUGUGAUUGAGGGCUGUUGCGAGGUGAGGAAUGUGAUUGAGGGCUGUUGUGAGGCGAGGAUUGUGAUUGAGGGCUGUUGUGAGGCGAGGAAUGUGAUUGAGGGCUGUUGCGAGGCGAGGAAUGUGAUUGAGGGCUGUUGUGAGGCGAGGAAUGUGAUUGAGGGCUGUUGUGAGGCGAGGAAUGUGAUUGAGGGCUGUUGUGAGGCGAGGAUUGUGAUUGAGGGCUGUUGUGAGGCGAGGAAUGUGAUUGAGGGCUGUUGUGAGGCGAGGAAUGUGAUUGAGGGCUGUUGUGAGGCGAGGAUUGUGAUUGAGGGCUGUUGUGAGGCGAGGAAUGUGAUUGAGGGCUGUUGCGAGGCGAGGAAUGUGAUUGAGGGCUGUUGUGAGGCGAGGAUUGUGAUUGAGGGCUGUUGUGAGGCGAGGAAUGUGAUUGAGGGCUGUUGUGAGGCGAGGAUUGUGAUUGAGGGCUGUUGUGAGGCGAGGAAUGUGAUUGAGGGCUGUUGCGAGGCGAGGAAUGUGAUUGAGGGCUGUUGUGAGGCGAGGAUUGUGAUUGAGGGCUGUUGUGAGGCGAGGAAUGUGAUUGAGGGCUGUUGCGAGGCGAGGAAUGUGAUCGAGGGCUGUUGUGAGGCGAGGAAUGUGAUUGAGGGCUGUUGUGAGGCGAGGAUUGUGAUUGAGGGCUGUUGUGAGGCGAGGAAUGUGAUUGAGGGCUGUUGUGAGGCGAGGAUUGUGAUUGAGGGCUGUUGUGAUUCGAGGAAUGUGAUUGAGGGCUGUUGCGAGGCGAGGAAUGUGAUUGAGGGCUGUUGUGAGGCGAGGAAUGUGAUUGAGGGCUGUUGUGAGGCGAGGAAUGUGAUUGAGGGCUGUUGUGAGGCGAGGAUUGUGAUUGAGGGCUGUUGUGAGGCGAGGAAUGUGAUUGAGGGCUGUUGUGAGGCGAGGAUUGUGAUUGAGGGCUGUUGUGAGGCGAGGAAUGUGAUUGAGGGCUGUUGCGAGGCGAGGAUUGUGAUUGAGGGCUGUUGUGAAGCGAGGAAUGUGAUUGAGGGCUGUUGCGAGGCGAGGAAUGUGAUUGAGGGCUGUUGUGAGGCGAGGAAUGUGAUUGAGGGCUGUUGUGAGGCGAGGAAUGUGAUUGAGGGCUGUUGUGAGGCGAGGAUUGUAAUUGAGGGCUGUUGUGAGGCGAGGAAUGUGAUUGAGGGCUGUUGUGAGGCGAGGAAUGUGAUUGAGGGCUGUUGUGAGGCGAGGAUUGUGAUUGAGGGCUGUUGUGAGGCGAGGAAUGUGAUUGAGGGCUGUUGCCAGGCGAGGAAUGUGAUUGAGGGCUGUUGUGAGGCGAGGAAUGUGAUUGAGGGCUGUUGUGAGGCGAGGAUUGUGAUUGAGGGCUGUUGUGAGGCGAGGAAUGUGAUUGAGGGCUGUUGCGAGGCGAGGAUUGUGAUUGAGGGCUGUUGUGAAGCGAGGAAUGUGAUUGAGGGCUGUUGCGAGGCGAGGAAUGUGAUUGAGGGCUGUUGUGAGGCGAGGAAUGUGAUUGAGGGCUGUUGUGAGGCGAGGAAUGUGAUUGAGGGCUGUUGUGAGGCGAGGAAUGACCUUGAGGCGCGUCACGCGCUGCUCACUGAACGCCUGGACGCACUCAGGGCCGCCAACUCAUCGUGUGGUGCCACAUCGUCAUGCCGGACUGAGCGUGCUGCGGGGACAGUGGAAGAGGGGGGUGGCAGUGGGGCAGGAGAGGGGGGGGCGGAGGAGGCGAGGGGAGGGGCAGCGGGGGAUGAGCGUGGGAAGCAGCAAGAGCUGGCCGCGUUGGAUGCUGAGCUGGCAUGUCUCAGGCACCAGCUGUACACGCACCAGGCAGCGCUGGCCAAGCAGCCGUCCGCAGCUGAGCGCGAGAAGCACCUGGAGCGGCGAUUGAGGGCGCUCUCAGAGAACGUGCAAGGCAAGCAGGUGCAGGCGGACGCGCUGAGCAGCGAGGUGGCGGCGCUGCAGCAGCAGCUGGAGCACACGCGGGCGGAGCGCAGGCAGCUGCUGCUGGGGGUGGGGGAGACGGGCGCACACACUGGGGGAGGUGACGGGAGAGCGGGUGGGGACCGGGGGGAGGUGGUCAGCCGGGGCAGUGAGCGGUGGAGGGGUGAGGCGAGGAGGGGAUGGGGCGGGAAUGGGGGAGGUGGUCGCGGUGUGCUGGCUGCUCUGGGCUUGUCGUGGGGAGUCACUGUUGCCACUGCAGGGUUGGUGGAUGACGACGACCCCAGUGCCAAGGCCAAGCCCAGGCCCUUGCGCCGGCGCCUGUGGGAGCAGGUGGUGGACGCGGCACGGGCGCUGGACGGCCUGAGUCUGCGUGUGGGCGGCGCGCUGCAGCGCAACUCGUUUGCGCGGUCACUGGUAGUGGCGUACGUGCUGGCGCUGCACCUCUCCGUCUUCCUGGUGCUCUCCCUCGUCACCCUCGAGCACGCGCUCCACACCUUCUGACCGUGCAUCGUACCUCCUGCCACGGGUAGUGUGCAACCUGUCAACUUAUACAUUUGUUGAUAUGUAGAAGUUAUAGGCUAGAUAGUUGUAUGUUGUUAGAGGGUACAACCGGAACACAUAUAUCUCCCUUGUUCCACUUGUGUUCAUUAUUCAUUCACAUUAACAUGGUAUCAUGAGUAGGUAGGUCCAUCCUGUC